CAUCCUCGUCUAAACCUGAUUUCGCUAAUUUCAUUUUUCCUCACGUUUUGCUUUACUUCACUUUCAGUAAAAACAGUUGCUAAACCAGAGAAAAUCUCCACUUUUGAAGAUGAGCCCACUGCAUCCUCACCGUUAACGCAAGAAAAGUGGGAAGGCUGGGAGCCUUUGGAUAUGUCAGAGUACGAAGCAAGCGUAGAGUCAGUACAUAGCGUAGUGAGAGAUUUCCAACACCAGAUGUCCAGCUAUCCUAGAAACUCCAUCUUAUAUUCGCCCUCCGACAACUCAAGCUCCAUACAAACUACUUUUCUGGAGGAGGAGUUCCAUGCUUCUAGACGCGAGUCCAGUUCCAGCGUUGAAGAUUCCGGCAAGCCCAAAGAAAAGCCAUUCAAAUGCAGCUGCUGUGUGAUGUCAUUCACGCGCCCCAGCGAUCUUCAACGUCAUUUGCUGAUCCAUAACAACAACAAGCCAUACAAAUGCGAAGAGUGUGACCGUGAAUUCACGUGGUUUGGAAACUUUCAGAAGCACGUGCUGUCGCACAUGGGGGGCAAUUCCAGAACGCCUGGGACUUUGCCCUUUUCAGCCAUGUUCACGUUCCUGGCACGUGAACAAGUUAAGGAGCUUUUCAUCAAAGAUGGGGACAAGUAUAAGUGUCGCUUGUGUGCAAAGGAUUUUACUCGGCUCAGCGGCUUGAAAACGCACAUUCGCAUGCAUACAGGAGAGAGGCCUUACGUCUGUGAAGUCUGCUCGUUUGCUUUUACUACGUCACGUGCUCUCAAGAUGCACGUGCGCCUACAUACUGGCGAGAAACCAUACAAGUGCGGGGAAUGUGGGCGCGCUUUCACCAGAAGGGAUGAGAUGCAUACCCAUAUGUACAUUCAUAAAGGUAAGCUUACUCAUGCCGAGUACUCUGUUCUCGGUGGGACGCACUGAUAUAAAUCUUCUUUUUUUCCUUUUUACGUGGUACCACGAAUUUUUCUUUCUUUUCCUUUUGUUUUGUUCAAAACCGAAGAGAAGAGGCAAAGAAACGUAACAAAAGUUAUUCUUAAGGUCUAAUACCCUCUCGAAACAGCCACAUCAGAAUUAGCCAAAUAUAAAAAGCAAUGAAAAUCAACAAGCACUGCAUGCAUUGUUAAGUUGCUGGGAAGGUAAGGCGCUUAUUUGAUGGCGGCAAUUUUCGAGUGAAUAUGUUAUUUUAUGUUAUCGCAUCCUCUUUUGAACACAGUUAUUUCAAUUAGAUCACUUUAUAAAAAAGGUACAGGAUAUCGGUUAUAGGCGAUAGAAUUUUUAAGGUUUGCUAACUUUUUUUGUUAUCUGAUAUUAACUUGCUAAUUCAUUACCAACAGGAGAGAAGCCAUUUAAAUGUGACAUCUGUUCAGCAUCUUUUAUCCGCUAUGGUCAUCUACAACGUCACUUGCUGAUUCACAGUGAUGAUAAACCUUACAAAUGCAAGGUCUGUCCUAAGUCCUUUACCCAGUACCGCAACCUACAGACCCACAUGUACAAGCAUACUGGGGAAAGGCCCUAUCGUUGCAGGUACGUAUAGUAACAGCUUAACCCGGGGGAAAGGGGGAACUCUCUCUCAUAAGCCUAACCUGAUAUGUGCUAGGGAAGAUAGUAGAGAGCUUAAGCAAAGACGGAGCGACGGCAACAUAAACGGCAAAAAAGCAAUGGGUUUAUUGAGCAAAACAACAACUUUGCACUUGCACCACGCUUUUUUGUUCAUUUCUUUGUCGUUGUUGCACGAGUUCAACGUGAAACUACGUAGUUUCACGUCUUAUGGAGACUGACGUGAACACAAGACAACAAUUUUCUUUUUUUUCUGAACUUAGAUACAGUCAUGAUUUAGAGAUAAUUCCAACAUUUGACAAAUCAUGUGAAUGAAUUAGGAUAAGAUUAAACAAGUUUGAAACAGUACGAAUUCACUUUUAAAGUGACGUUUUAGAUGGCGUUGCCAUCGUGGUUACUUAAGCUUCCUAGUAUGGUUUUCAGUACUCAAGUGGUAACUAAACACUUGAACGUGAAAACGAGGCUUACUUCUCGGCCCCAGGGGGGUGGGAGACACUCCCCUAUUCGGCUACUGCAAGAACCGGGUAUGAUUUUCAGGGUCUCGAGUCUUUAACAGGUUACUAAUCGGUCACCUGGCAGGGUAAUAUACAAUUUCACUUUUCGCGUUUUGAACAGGGUGUUCUAUUGUUGGUUUUCACAUGACGUCACUAAAAUUCAACCUGAAAAACUAUCGAUCCUACCGAGAUUUUACUGUCACGAUGUAUUAGAGCAGCUGAAAACUAAUUUUCAUACAAAUUUUUGCUUCAAAAGGGUUUUUGGUUUUGUGAUAGAGUACGCUUGAACUUCUAAACUUUUGCGUGACGCGGCAUUUACAUGACAGCCAAGAGAGCUGUCAUGUAGGUGAAAAAAAUUACUUAUUUCAGGAAAUUUUGCUGUCUAAACAUUUCGUGUAUUAGAAAAAGUAUUACUCUAAUGUUAAUGAGUUUCUCGAGGAAUAAAUUCACGCUUUUGUAGCAAAACUCGGCAACAGAUGUUUCUGUUGGUUUCCGUCCGCCAUGUUGGAGCUCAUCCAGGUGAGCACCAGCAUGGCGUCUCCGUACAAAUCUUUAUAAGUUUGGGUGGAACAUUUCUUCAGAUAUCUCGUAUACGAAAUAUUCCUCUGACCUGAAUUUUGGCGAGGGUCUUUGUAGAUGUACCUGCUUUCAUUUCCCAGAUUCUGGACUUUAUCUAUUGAACGGUUUUGAUUUUUAUUUUGAUCUAUUCUGAAUGGCGUGACACUGAAAACCAGCAUGACCAGAAACUGGGCCGAGUUGACUUCUGGGACUGUUACUAUGGACAGAGGGAAAAAUGGCCAAUAGCUGACCGGUGCUUUCCCAGUAGCCUGUGUAGCAGACGCUUGGAAGUAGUGGGCACAAGAAAAAACGGGCGCGCGAGAAGGAGGCACGCGAGGGGAGAGGUCUCACGUGUCUCCCUCGCGUGUGCCCGUUCUCUCUUUCGCCCACUAUUUCCAAUCGCCUGGAAGCGUGAUUGGAGGUUGGUGAUUAGCGGUGUACAUGGCACAAUUAUAUAAUUCGCUUUUUCGUCAACUGACUUUCCAGUGAAAACAAAUUUAACUAACAGAGAAAUCCUUACAAAGGAAUUUAGCCUUUGUCUAACUUUUGUAAUUCUUAUCACAGUUUGAAAUCUUGUAGUAAAGAACUAAAACAUCCUUUCGAGAUAUGGGUAAAUUUCAUUUCAAAAACUAUCCAUUCUCAACAUGCAAAUAAAAAGCAUUUCCUUGUGGGAAAAGCGUGCUGCAUCAAAAGAAGUCAAAUGAAAUCAAUUAGAUACAUUCAUUCCUUUAUUUUCCUUCCCUCCUUUAUUCCAUUCUCUUUCCAUUCACUUAGGUAUUGUCCCAAAGGUUUCACCCAAUAUGGAACUCUUCAGGCGCACGAAAGGACACACACCGGAGAAAAGCCAUUUCAGUGCCAGUUCUGUGACAAGGCCUUCAUUACGUCAUCGCAUCUUAGAUGGCACAUCAAGACUCAACAUAAUACCAAGAAAGAAUAG
Molecule: messenger RNA, 3555 nt
Organism: Porites lobata
Lineage: Eukaryota; Metazoa; Cnidaria; Anthozoa; Scleractinia; Poritidae
Source: the annotation of a GenBank genome assembly